Messenger RNA from Lingula anatina, 1026 nucleotides. RefSeq names its product ribosome production factor 2 homolog. Gene Ontology annotation, cellular component: nucleolus. Gene Ontology annotation, biological process: ribosomal large subunit assembly; maturation of LSU-rRNA from tricistronic rRNA transcript (SSU-rRNA, 5.8S rRNA, LSU-rRNA). Gene Ontology annotation, molecular function: rRNA binding. The record is from RefSeq and is a predicted model, not a curated record. NCBI's taxonomy places the organism in Eukaryota, Metazoa, Brachiopoda, Lingulata, Lingulida, Lingulidae.
UUAGUAUUGUUAAAGAUGAAUCAUUUUAUGAGUUCUGGGUGCCAUCCUCUCAAGUGCUAUGCGGCACUAUAUUGCCGACGAAAACCCAAGACCCAGCGCUCUAAGCGCUAUCUUGAGAGCAGAGAAUCAAAGCUGACAGAAAACACCAAGACUGCAAUGUUCAUCCGCGGUGGAAGAACCAGUGAGGUAGUUUCCCAAACUUUAAAAGAUAUGUAUUUCCUGAAGAAGCCAGAUGCAGUUAUGUUUCAAAAGAAAAACAUCAUGAGACCAUUGGAAGAUCAAACAUCAUUGGAGUUUUUGUCAGAUAGGAAUGAUGCUUCAUUAUUUAUGUUUGGUUCCCAUCAAAAGAAAAGACCAAACAAUGUUGUCAUUGGACGUUUCUUUGACUUUCACGUUUUGGACAUGGUGGAGCUUGGGAUUGAAAAAUACAAGUCUAUGCAGGAGUUCCAUGUUGGCAAGUUCUCUUUGGGUAGCAAGCCAUGUUUAUUGUUUGCUGGAGAAGCAUUUGAAAAUGAACCAGAAUAUCAGAGGCUAAAAAAUCUCUUGAUAGAUUUCUUCAGAGGCCCAGUAAUAGAGAAUAUCAGACUUGCAGGCUUGGAACAUGUGCUUCUUUUUACUACUUUGGAUGGGAAAAUUUAUCUCAGAAAUUACAAAGUCCAAAUGAAAAAAUCAGGAUCUAGGACUCCACGAAUUGAACUGGAAGAAAUUGGACCAUCUGUAGACUUUUCCAUGAGGAGAACAAGGUUAGCUUCAGAUGAUUUGUACAAGCGAGCAAGGCAACAACCCAAGCAAGCCAAGCCCAAGAAGGUCAAAAAUAUUAAUAGAGAUCCAUUUGGUAGUAAACUUGGCCGUAUUCAUAUGGAGAAACAAGAUUUGGAUAAAUUACAAACAAGGAAAAUGAAAGGACUGAAAAGAAAGACAUCAGACAAUACAGACAAAAAAGUAGAAGCAAAAAAAGUGAGAUGAUUAGACAAGGAUAAAAUUGCAAUUUAAAUGCUAUUUAUUAAUUUUUUUAGGAAUUGGGGG